AUGGUGAGCCGCGGCGGCGCGCGCGGGCUGCUGGGCGCGUACGAGCUGGGGCGGACGCUCGGGGAGGGCAACUUCGGGAAGGUGAAGCAGGCGCGGCACCGAGGCAGCGGCGCGCAGUUCGCCGUCAAGAUCCUGGACCGCGCCCGCGUCGUGUCGCAGCGCGCCGACGACCAGAUACGCCGCGAGAUCGCCACGCUCAAGCUGCUCGCGCACCCCAACGUCGUCCGCCUCCACGAGAUCGCUGCUAGCAAGACCAAGAUUUACAUGGUGCUUGAGCUCGUCAAUGGGGGCGAACUGUUCGACAGGAUUGCCAGCAAGGGAAAACUACCGGAGCAAGAAGCAAGGAGGCUCUUUCAGCAGCUGAUUGAUGGUGUCGGCUAUUGCCACGAAAAGGGCGUCUAUCAUAGAGACCUCAAGCCGGAGAACGUUCUUGUUGACCGAAAAGGAAACAUCAAGAUCUCUGAUUUUGGUCUAAGUGCUUUACCGCAACAUCUCGGGAAUGAUGGAUUGCUGCAUACAACCUGUGGUAGCCCCAAUUACAUUGCCCCUGAGGUUCUGCAGAACAGAGGAUACGAUGGAUCAUUAUCGGAUAUCUGGUCUUGUGGAGUGAUUCUUUAUAUAAUGCUCGUAGGUUAUCUUCCGUUUGAUGACCGAAACAUUGUUGUUCUUUAUCAGAAGAUUUUUAAGGGUGAUACUCAGAUCCCAGAGUGGCUUUCUCCUGGUGUACAAAAUCUUCUUCGGAGGAUUCUUGAACCCAACCCGAUGAAGCGGAUCACCAUGGCAGAGAUCAAGGCAUACUGA
Molecule: messenger RNA, 801 nt
Organism: Miscanthus lutarioriparius
Lineage: Eukaryota; Viridiplantae; Streptophyta; Magnoliopsida; Poales; Poaceae
Source: the annotation of a GenBank genome assembly